Molecule: messenger RNA, 3280 nt
Organism: Sitodiplosis mosellana (orange wheat blossom midge)
Lineage: Eukaryota; Metazoa; Arthropoda; Insecta; Diptera; Cecidomyiidae
Product: zinc finger protein 600-like
Exons: 2
Coding region: 150-3179 (1009 amino acids)
Biological process (GO): regulation of transcription by RNA polymerase II
Cellular component (GO): nucleus
Molecular function (GO): DNA-binding transcription factor activity, RNA polymerase II-specific; RNA polymerase II transcription regulatory region sequence-specific DNA binding
Source: RefSeq, a predicted model, not a curated record
GAGUUUGACAUUUAGAAUAAACACACUGGCGGCUUUGACAGAUGGAAAACUGAAAAUAUUCGAGUAAACACUUUUAUUUCUAUACCAUGAAACUUUGAGUUCAAUUGCUUUGGCUACAAAUAAUAAAUAACUUCUAUUAUAAGGAAAUCAUGAAUAAAGCGUUGGAGAAAAUCUGUUCUGCAGCAGUGCACCAAUGCUUAUUUUGUCCGCAAACAUUCGGUAGUGCCAGUGAAAAAGACGACCAUAUUCUGAGUCAUUUUUCAAGGAAAUCAUGUGGCAAGUGUAAUCAGAGCUUGAUUCAAAUCGGUGGCACUUUUUAUGUCCAACACAAUGCAGUCACAUGCAUCAAACGAGAUUGUGAAGUUCACAUCGAGUCGAUGUUUGUCGAUCAGCCAAUUCAGCCCGCUUUGAAAUAUGAACAUGAAGAGGAAAGUGAAUUGUUCAGCGAUGCGAUUUCAGGACCAGAGGCACAAGGAUCACAAAUCAAAGAUUCGACAAUCGAAAUAAUUUCUACAAAUACUUCGGCAAACAUUUAUCAGACUGAACAGGACCAGAUGCUACUUUCCGAAUCGAUCUCUUUAGCGGAAAUGAUUAUCAAGGAUGAGCCAGCAGACGGAGCGCGUGGUUUAUUUGAACAGGACGACGAAUUGAGUAAUAAUCAGUACCUCCAAACAGAUGAACAUCAGCCAGCACCAAAUACUGUGCAGCAAACGAAGAAGCGAAGAAUGAAAAAACCGCUUGAAUGUGAUAUUUGUGGUAUAAUAUUGAGAAGUGACCUGCACAGACAUAAGGUGCUUGCUCAUAGUCAACCCGGAAUGCAUUUUUGUCCAAUUUGCGUCCAAACAUUUCAAACUACUGGUGAAUUAUCAGAGCACAGAGCCAUUGUUUCACAUUGUUCAUCAAAGAAAAAUCGCGGACUACAUAAAUGUAGCAUUUGCAAUGCCAUACUAAAAACGAGAACAUCGUUUCUAAAACAUAUGAAAUCCAUACAUAGUCUAAAUACUUUGCAUAAAUGUAACAUUUGUGAAGCAUCGUUUACGCAAAAGUCUGCCCUUGAUAAACACCAUGAUCGCCAUGAAGACAGAACCCACUAUCAAUGUGAUAUUUGCAACAAAAUAUACGCGAGAAACGAUGUACUUCGUCGUCACAAAUUACGGAUGCACAGUGAUCCAGGAACACACGUUUGCAAUAUUUGUGUCAAUGUUUUUACCAGCGAAAACGAGUUGAUAGAACAUCAAACGAUGUGUCGAACGAAGCGGGAUCAGUGCGUUAAAGCAAAAAAAUCCAGAGGUGAAAAUGCAUCAUACGAAUGCUACUUGUGCCAUAAAUUAUCACCAAACCAUGGAGGCUUGCUCGCUCACAUUCGAAUGAAACACAGCACAUUUGGUGUGAAAUGUGACGUGUGCGGAUUGUGCUUUUUGUCAAACAGUCUGCUUGAAAAACAUCAGCUACGUCAUAUUGACAGCUUGAGAAAUCGGCUAUUUGUGUGUAGCAUUUGUGGAAAGUCAUUGAAGACGGAUUCAGGGCUCAAGAGUCACAUGAGCCUUCAUAGUAAUACAGAAAACCUUUACAAAUGCUUACUUAAAGGUUGCGAAAAGUAUUUUAUGACCAUACUAGACAGGAAUAAUCACACACAAACCCAUACCAGCGAAAAUAUUGAGGCGACAAACGAACAAGAAGAUACGGAUUUGAGUGAAAAUGAGCAGAAUGACUUAAUGGAUGGACGAAACUUGGAUAAAGCUCCUGACCAGGAACAGCUCAACCGCUAUUCUAUUACUUCAGAAACAAUUCCGAAAAGUGUAACACACAUCAAAGUAGAGUCGACAAUUGAUUACUCAUUAGACAAAUUACAAGAACAACAUUUAUCGCUGAGCAAAAGCAAUACAGUGGAAACGGUUCCGCAGAUGGGUUUAGGUGAUACAUUCAAGGCAGAAGACAAUUUUGUAGAACCAAAAGAUUCUUGUGCAGAACAACCAUUUCCGAAUGUAUCACAUGUCAAGCCAAGCAAAGCAAUCCCCGAAAUACAUUUACAGUCAGCACCAAGUAUGGCACAGCAAACGAAAAAGAGAAGAACCAGAAAACAGGUUGAAUGUGAUGUUUGUGGUAAAACAUUGACAAGUGGCCUGUCCAGACAUAAGGUGCUUGUUCAUAGUCCACCCGGAACGCUUUUUUGUACAAUUUGCGCCCGAAUAUUUCAAACUACUGAUGAAUUUACGGAGCACCGAUCCCAUUGUUUAUCAAGAAAGAACGGAGGACUGCAUAAAUGUAAUAUUUGCAAUUGCACACUGAAAUCGAGAUCAUCAUUUUAUUCACACAUGAAAUUCAAACACAAUCCAAAUAAUAUACAUAAAUGUAGCAUGUGUGAAGCAUCGUUCAUGCAUAAGUCUGCCCUUGAUAAACACUACGAUCGCCAUAAGAAUGGAAACGACUAUCAGUGUAAUAUUUGCGACAAAAUCUAUGCGAGAGGAGAUAUACUUCGUCGUCACAAAUUACGGAUGCACAGUGAUCCAGGAACAAAUAUUUGUAAAAUCUGCACCACUGUUUUUGCCACCAAGAACCAGUUGGUUGAACAUCAAGUGAUGUGUAGAACGAAACGGAAUCAGUGCGUUAAAGCCACUAAAUCCAGAAAUAAAAAUGCAGUAUACGAAUGCUAUUUAUGCCAAAAAGUAUCACCAAAUCAUGGAGGUUUGCGCGCUCACAUACGAUGGGCACACAGUGCAGAUGCAAUUAAAUACAAAUGCAACAUUUGCGACAGAAAAUACAACAAUCGAACCGCACUCAAACUACAUUCCAAGUAUCAUCUUCAACCGGCAAAUGAUCGAAAGCGGAUGUGUAAUGUGUGUGGCAAAUAUCUAGCGAAUAACGAAAUGCUUAAGAAUCACAUGUACAUUCACACUAAUGAAAAACCGUAUAAAUGCAAACAGGAGGGAUGCGAUAAAUAUUUCAGAACCACCAUGAACAGGCACGAACAUAUGCGCACUCACACUGGUGAGAAGCCAUUCAAAUGCACUGUCGAUGGAUGCGAUCAACGAUUUGCAUAUGGGAUCGAUUUUAAGCGCCACAAAUUCAAAUGCCAUGGUAUUUUCACCAAAAAGAUCCCAUGCACAAUUUGUAAUGAAAUUUUCCCAGAGAAUUUACUAUUGAAGAAACACAUGCAACGGCAUCAUGUUAACACGUAGACAGUUAAGCACACAUUUUAUAUUGAUAUUUCAAUUUUAAUCAUUUGAGCGAUAGAAAUUUCGAUAAGUUUGAAAUAAAUCCGAAAUUCAUAAAAAGUAAA